CUCGUCUCUCUCCAGUAUAUCUGUUUUCUCUCUCACUCUCAAAAGCUGUGCAUUUUUUUCGCUGCUGAUCACUUCAGAAAUUCCACUCUGAAGCCUUUUUCUUUUCUUUCUUCAAAAACAUCCCAUACAAUGCAAACCCUCAGAUCCGAUUAGUUGCCGAUUUAUCGCUUCCUAAACACUAUCUGAAUCGGUUGCAUUUCACUUCAGGAACUGUGUUGGAGCUUGAAACUUGAUACUGAAGAGAAGAUAAUUUCGAUUUGGUUAUACUAAUAGCAGUCAUUUAGUUUUUCUCACAAAAAUUAAAUGGGUUUUUCUGCAAAAUUGAGUUUUAGAUUGUGGGAACUGCGUUAACUUUUCUGGGGGCUUCUUUGCUAUCUGGGUGUUCAUCAACAUUUGGAGAGGUAAAGAUGUUAGAGACCGAGCUAUAUUCUUCUCGGAUACUUUCUCCUUUCAGAGAGGAAAGUUGUGAUGAAGAGCUUUCUGUGCUUCCUAGACACACCAAAGUAAUUGUCACCGGAAACAACAGAACAAAGUCGGUGCUGGUUGGUUUGCAAGGCGUGGUCAAGAAGGCAGUUGGGCUUGGGGGCUGGCAUUGGCUGGUUCUAAAAAAUGGAGUUGAAGUUAAGCUGCAAAGGAAUGCAUUAAGUGUGUUGGCACGUGCCACUGGAAGUGAAGUAGUAGAUGAAGAUAAUGAUGUUGAUACUAGCAGUGGCUCAGAGAUUUGUUCACAGGACCAUGAUUUCUCUAGUGGCACCGAGUUCCUUAAAUUUAGAAAGCCAAGGGUUCGCUCAACCAGGCCACGCAUUCCAUUAGCAAAUUCAACAAGUUCUAGCGGUUGCGUAGAUGCUGAAUCGAUUAUUCAUCCACUCCAAUCGAAGGUGAAUUUGGCAAAACUAUCAACAGAAUCAUUACGGAGAUAUUGCAGAAGCUUUAACCUUGAGGGUGUGCAUUCCAAAUCAACAAGGGAUCAAAUGCUUAAUGUUGUGCAACAGCACUUUGCUUCACAGCAACCACUGGAUGAGGUGCAAGUGAUUGAAGAAUUCAUUAAAGCUAAAAAGAGAAAGAAACUAGCUGACAGACCAACGGAGUGAGAUUUCUGAAUGUUUGAGACCUUGUAUAAUUAUAUACUCAUAAUCUCUUAACAUAUAGAGUAGAUCUGAUCAUAUACUGAUAUGGGAGAUGGCUCAUUAGUAAAUGACAGUGUCUCAGAUUCUAACCAUGUAACAUUUGGCUGAUGUCUAGUUGACUUCCAGUAGAUAUAUGAUUAAGAUCGAUUAUUAGCUAA
Molecule: messenger RNA, 1285 nt
Organism: Manihot esculenta (cassava)
Lineage: Eukaryota; Viridiplantae; Streptophyta; Magnoliopsida; Malpighiales; Euphorbiaceae
Exons: 7
Coding region: 408-1091 (227 amino acids)
Biological process (GO): regulation of DNA-templated transcription
Cellular component (GO): histone deacetylase complex
Molecular function (GO): transcription coregulator activity; protein binding
Source: RefSeq, a predicted model, not a curated record